AUGCUUUCAUCAGAUACGAAGUCGGAGGCUUCCAAAGACGAUGUCUCUGAAGACGAAGACAAAAGUGAACAAAAGAGUACAUAUGUAAUUUCUACAGCUGUUGUUUCCACUAGUGAAAGUUCUGAAACUUCACGCACUGAAGAUACAGAAAAUGACGUAAAAGAGGGCGAAGAGCCUGAAAAUCCUGAACUUGAUGAUGACGCGAAAAAUGACACCAUCUAUGGCAAUGACAUGGAAGCUGAACAUGAAACGGAGGGAGCAACAUUUGUUCCAAAGGGGUUCGUUGGGGAUGUUGGCGACGUUGGAUCACCAGGUUCACCUGGUCCGCGAGGACCUCAGGGACCUCCAGGUAAUCCUGGGCCACCUGGACAAGAAGGACUUAUGGGAGAUCCUGGUCCUGCCGGUGAUCAGUCUGUAUCAUUAUUACACGGUAUAUUCACACUUGUGAUUUCAUUUUUCAUUGUUAUUUAUUUCGAUGGAAUUUCAUGCUUGUGA
Acanthocheilonema viteae is the source of this 495-nucleotide messenger RNA. The record is from the annotation of a GenBank genome assembly. Lineage: Eukaryota; Metazoa; Nematoda; Chromadorea; Rhabditida; Onchocercidae.